AUGCAUGCAUUUGAAGCCUUUUCACACAUGAUCCUUGAGGAGUUUCCUCUUACGUUGGAAGUUACCUUACAGGAGCAACUCAAAUGUCUGAAGAGGAAGAUUCUUAUUAUUGAACCAGAUAAUUGUACGAGCGGCAAGAACUCGCAAGACGUUGUGUAUAUGAAGUGUUCCACGGAUCAAGGUGAUAAGAUGUUGGAUCAGUUUUUGGAUAUCUUGGAUGUGAAUCUUGGUGAGAAGUAUACUAAAGUGUCGAAGAAAAUAUAUGAGAAUGCUCGACCUUGGAAAGUGAAUAAAUUGGAAGAGAUGCGUUCUCCAGGGUUAGUGUAUGUUAGUUACUGGGACGAGGAAUCUGAUGAGCCAAUGCUGUUUUUAAGUUUUAUGUUGACGGAAGAAGAUGGAUUUACUGAGGAUGAUAAGUUAUUGUCUGUGGUUUAUCUUUACGAGAUUCAAAUAUUACCAUCACUUCGAAAUCGGAAAUUGGGGACUCGUUUACUUGCUGAACAUCUUCAAGAUGCAUGUUCUCGAUUACGGAGUGAGAAUGGUGAAUUAUUGGAGUAUCCAUUAAUUGGCAUUGAAUUGACUGUAUUUAGUGAUAAUGAGAAUGCUAUAAAAUUUUACAAAUCGAUUGGAAUGGAAUUGACGCCUGAUUCACCAAGAGACAGAGUUGCCCAUUUGGAAAGAAGGCGAACUAGAGGUAUGGCACAAAAUAUUUCUACUUCUGUUGGUAGAACAAUCGUUCAAAAACCGAUAUACUAUUUGUUUUAUUUACCGUUGUCGAUAUAA
Molecule: messenger RNA, 783 nt
Organism: Naumovozyma castellii
Lineage: Eukaryota; Fungi; Ascomycota; Saccharomycetes; Saccharomycetales; Saccharomycetaceae
Gene: NAT4
Product: N-terminal L-serine N(alpha)-acetyltransferase NatD
Exons: 1
Coding region: 1-783 (260 amino acids)
Source: RefSeq, a predicted model, not a curated record